Pelodiscus sinensis (Chinese soft-shelled turtle) is the source of this 1799-nucleotide messenger RNA. NCBI's taxonomy places the organism in Eukaryota, Metazoa, Chordata, Testudines, Trionychidae. The record is from RefSeq and is a predicted model, not a curated record.
AUGUACAGGCAAUUGCGGGUCCAGCUGCAUGGUGAGCCAGGAUAUAUUUUUUACUCCAAUAUAGUCCAGAUAGUCCCUACAGUCCAGCAUGGGCAAGAAGGAACCUCUGGAUAUACAAUUCAGGCAGCUGCGAACAUAGCCCCUAAUACUCUAGCAGAUGCUAACUCUAGGGCCCUAUUGGUUUGCAAUGGGCCUUUAGAACACUAUGACUUUCUGAUCAAAUCAGAAGAGCUGCGGAAUGAUGAACAACAACGAAGAGUGAUACAAUGCUUGCAAAAGUUACAUGAGAGCCUUAAAGAUUACAGUAUUAGUCCAAAUAGUCUUCUGUCAAAGCUCUUUGCAAAAAGCAAACCCCCAAAAGGGCUUUACAUCUAUGGAGAUGUUGGUACAGGAAAGACAAUGGUGAUGGACAUGUUUUAUUCUCAUAUAAAUGUAGAGAGGAAAAAGAGAGUCCAUUUUCAUGGUUUCAUGUUAGAUGUACACAAAAGAAUUCAUCGCCUUAAACAGAGCUUGCCUAAAAGAAAGCCAGGGCUAAUGGCCAAAUCAUAUGAUCCAAUAGCCCCUGUAGCUGAGGAAAUAAGUGAGGGGGCUUGUCUCUUGUGUUUUGACGAAUUUCAGGUCACUGACAUUGCUGAUGCCAUGAUUCUGAAACAGCUUUUUGAAAAUCUGUUCCAGAAUGGGGUAGUCGUUGUGGCAACAUCCAAUAGGCCACCUGAAGACCUCUAUAAAAAUGGGCUUCAGAGAGCUAACUUUGUACCAUUCAUCGCUGUGUUGAAGAAAUACUGCAGCACAGUCCAACUUGAUUCUGGAAUAGACUAUAGGAAACGGGUUCUUCCUGCAGCUGGGAAACUUUACUACCUCACAAGUGAAGCUGAUGUGGAGGCUGUCAUGGAUAAGUUGUUUGAUGAGCUGGCUCAGAAACAAAAUGAUUUAACUAGACCAAGGAUUCUAAAAGUGCAAGGCAGAGAGCUGAAGCUGAAUAAAGCUUGUGGAACCAUUGCAGACUUCACAUUUGAAGAGCUAUGUGACCGACCACGUGGAGCUAGUGACUAUUUGGAAAUAUCUAAGAAUUUUGACACUGUCUUUGUUCAUAACAUACCAAUACUUACCAUGGCAAAAAGGAGUCAAGCGCGCCGCUUCAUUACUCUUAUUGAUACGUUUUAUGAUCACAAGGUACGUAUUAUUUGUUCUGCAUUGACACCUCUCCAAAACUUGUUUCUGCUAGAACAUCACAAUGGACUACAGGAAAGCAGAAUACUGAUGGAUGAUUUGGGGUUGAGCCUGGAUUCAGCUGGAGGACUGUCCAUGUUUACAGGAGAGGAGGAAAUCUUUGCAUAUCAACGGACUAUCUCGCGACUUACGGAAAUGCAGACUGAACAGUACUGGAAAGAUGGAGACAGAAGCAAGAAAUAGUUGUAGCUCAAAGAUGAACAAAAUCUCUCACGACACAAAAAGUAGUAUAUAAAGAAGAAAGAUUCUAAUAGAAUUGGAAGGCUUAUUUAAUAUAAAUGAAUUCAUUAUUAUUGCACUUACCCUCUGGACCAUAACUUUUCAUCUGCAAUGUUUAUGUUUAAGUUUUAAGGACUUAGUAAAUUGUGUUUUUUGUUUUGGUUUAGAGUUGGUUUUUUUACCUCACCAGUUUGUGCAUCUGUAUUAUGCCUUUUAUAUUUUAGUUUGUUUCUCCGGUACAGCAUGACUUCAUUAUUCAACCAGGUUAACUGGAUCAGGAUCAUUCUUAGGGUGUGUCUAGACUACAGAGUUUUGUCGACAAAAGUGGACUUUUGUCGACAAAACUAUAC